Pieris macdunnoughi is the source of this 2208-nucleotide messenger RNA. NCBI's taxonomy places the organism in Eukaryota, Metazoa, Arthropoda, Insecta, Lepidoptera, Pieridae. The record is from the annotation of a GenBank genome assembly.
AUGUCCACAAAGAAGGAUGUCGAAUUAAGGUCUGAGAGCAGUAUGUCCGAAAAAUUAGAGACAAGUGUGUUGUUAAAGUUCAUAAAACCUUUUGACGGAUCUCGUGAUAAGUUAUGUUCAUUCAUAAAUAAUUGCGAUAAUGCUUUUAAAUUAGCCUCUCAAAGUCAAAAGCCCCUUUUGCUAAAUUACAUACUAUGCCAACUCGAAAACAAAGCCGAAACCGCUGCGUCCAUUAAAGACUUUGAAAGCUGGGAACAGCUGAGCCAAUUUUUACAAUCCCAAUUUGGAGAGCGCAAGCAUUAUGCACAUUUAUUGUUAGACCUACAAGAGAGCCAACAGCUCUCUAACGAAUCGGUUAGCCAAUACUCCUUGAGAGUGGAAUCUAGCCUUUAUAAAUUACUAACCGAGAUCUCACUAUCUAAUAAGAAAAAGGUCGAACUGUCUGGUAAGAUAUCCGCUAUGGAAGAAUUGGCGUUACAUUGUUUUAUAAUGGGCCUUACCCCUAAAAUCUCUAAUUUUGUUAGAAUGAAAAACCCACAGAGCCUCAAUGAGGCCACUAAUCAAGCUAUUUUAGAGGAAAAAAUGCAAAUGCUUUUAGAAACUAAAGCGUCUCAGAACUAUAAACAAAAUCUCAAAUCCUAUCCUAUGCGUGACGGACGCCCUGUACAUAAUUUAAAUAAGCAACCGGCUCCCAUAUGUCGAUACUGUUCUACUACAAAGCAAAAAAUAAACAAUCCUUUUGUGUCCUCCACGUCCAGCCUACUUACUAAACAUGUUACAUUUGACACUAAUGUUUCGAAACCUACUAAAUCUUCAUGUGCAAAAUCUGUUAGCCAACUCCAAAAUAAGAAACAUACUCCGAGUCCUUGUCCUACUCCAAUAAUACCUACAAAAGACGAGUCAUUUAGAACAGAAAGAAAUUAUCCAGUCUACGAAGUAACAACAAAUUCACAGAAAAGAUACUUACCUCAUGUUAGUCUCAAUACCCAAGUCAAUCAACAACCGCUUAUAUUUCUUGUUGAUACAGGUUCCUGCGUAAGUUUGAUAAAGAAAACCUCGAUCACGUCUAUGCCAAAUCUCGUAGAUGAUAUAAUCCAACUCAAGGGAAUAAAUUCCAAUAACGAAACCGUACCUACUUUAGGUCAUUUUCAACUUCAAUUAUUUGUAGGCAUUGACACAGAUCUCGCUUAUCGAUUUCACGUUGUAGAGAAAAUAGAUUUAGGUUAUGACGGGAUAAUAGGUACCGAUUUUCUCAAUGAUUUAGAUGGCAUUAUAGAUUACAAUUCCGAUGUCCUAAAGAUCCGGAACUUCACUAUCAAAAUUGAUUAUAGUCGCCCUGUGUAUAAGAUAUUUCCCCGUAGUGAGACGAUAAUCGAAUGCACUGUCUCCAACCCAGAACAGAAAGUUGGAUUAAUCUUAGAUCAACACCUUUCAGACUCACUCUUAAUAGCCAAUUGCAUAGUUUCUGUAAAGAAUAAUAAUCGAGUGAAUAUAUCCGUAGUAAAUACAUCGGAGGAACUAAUAACUUUAGAUUCUGAUAUUAAAGUUAGAAUACAACCCCUCAAUGUCAAUUCCUUCCAAGUAGACCCUGAUAUCACCUCUGCUAAAUCGACAAUUUCUCGUAGGGAAGAAGUACUAAAUCUAUUAAGAACUGAUCACUUAAAUGAUGAAGAGAAAAACUCCUUAACCGAUAUUUGUUCGCAAUAUUUUGACAUUUUUUAUUUACCAGGUGACAAACUGACUACUACUGACCUUCUUAAACAUGAAAUAAAUACACAUCCCGCUGAGCCAAUUAAUGUGAAAUCUUACCGUUUCCCUGAGAUUCAUAAAAAAGAAGUAGACAAACAGAUUUCUAAAAUGCUCUCACAAGAUAUCAUUAAACCUUCAACUUCACCCUGGUCAUUCCCAAUUUGGAUUGUACCUAAGAAAUUAGACUCUUCAGGGGAGACCAAAUGGCGCAUCGUGAUAGACUAUCGAAAACUCAAUGACAUAACCGUAGGUGAAAGUUACCCAAUUCCACAGAUUAACGAGAUUUUAGACCAACUAGGACAGAGUAAAUAUUUCACUACACUUGAUCUUUGUUCUGGUUUUCACCAGAUAUCCAUUUCAGAAAAAGAUACCCCUAAAACAGCUUUCACUGUCCCUCAAGGACAUUUCGAAUUUAAACAAUAUUGGCGAAGACAAAGGACUGAAGGCGUUUACAAUUAA